UGAUUGUCAAAAUCCCAGCUCCGCAGGUACAAUUUAACACCAUGACGAAUGUAGCACCUCCACGUGGCUGCAGGGUUCACGUGCAGCCCGGUUGAUUGCCUACAAACCUACAAAUCUGACAUGUGGUAAAUCCAUCGUACGAGUGUAAGAAUUGUAUCGAUGAUAGAGAAUCCGAAUUUUGAUUCAUACUUGGAGCAAUCCGAUUGAGCUGUAAUGCUCUUUCACAGAUGUCCAUUCGGGGCGUGUCUGAAAGCUGCAACAACAAACAGUACAAAAACACGAUAGGAGUGUAAAGUAUAGGGAAGGGAAGCAAAAUUGCUACAUACUUAAAGAUUUUUAUUUCCUAUUUAUUUACCGUGUAAAGCCCACUUAGCUAUAUUGCAUGCCACGUCAAUAGAGGCAACUGCAGCCAUCUGGAACGCUUCUUCCUUCUGAUGUUAGGAUGCCACUGGAGCCAUGCACUUUUGAAAAGCUCGUUUCUUUAGAACGGCUUCUUGUGUUUAGUUUAUUGUCCCCCCCCUCCCCCUCCCCGCACCUCGGAUUAGCAUGUUUCGCUACGUACGGUGCGAAGGAAAUUCAACAUACGUGCUGGUCGUCCUGUACAGAGAAAGAUCCUCGCCAUGGGAAUGUGGAAUUUCCACCAACGGCUCAUGGCCACCGGCAGAGAAGAGCACCCUUUGCCGUUUCUCGUACGAGCUGCGAGCCAACUCCCUACUCGGGCUCUGACCCGGCGGCAGCUAGAGGCUGGCGGUCGUGGUUUCACAACAGACAUUGUGCAUGCACAUCCUUUGUAGUAGCGCGCGUUUAUCGUUGUGUGCGUCGUCAUCGCGUGGCCGAGCGUCGGCGGCACGGCGUCGAGUUCGCAGCCUUGAAGGCGGCAAAAACCUUUGGGCACACGUGCCCUGCAGCGCGCCCGCACUUGCGAGCGCGCGUGCCGUCCGCUGCGACACGGGGCUUGCGUUUUCGUUCACACUUUAUUGCAGCACGCCAGCCGGCCUCAUGUGUAUGCGAAGCAUGUUCCUCUAGCUCGCUAUAUUUAGGCGGUCUGUGUGUGUGCGUGUGUGAGCGCGUGUGUGUGUGUGUGAGCGCGUGUGUGCGCGCACGCGUUUUUGUCCCCUCGCACUCGCGUGCAGGCGUCCGUACGCGAGCGAGUGUUGCGACCGCUAAACAUACGCCACUCGCUCUCCGCGUACCAGGGGAUGGAUGCUCUCCGGCCUGUUUAGUCGACGGGGCUUGGUUAGCCUCCAGUAACCAAUUAGCGUUGUAUUAGAUAAUUGCAUGUAUCAUUCACGUGUGGAUUUUUGUUUUCCGCUUUGGGGUUUGUGGGUUCGCUUUGGGAGGCGGAUGUGAAUGAUGUAAUCGCUGGAGAAGCGCGCAAGCUCAAUCAAAUUGUGCGCAUCCGCGAUGUUCACCCUGUGCAGUGCCUUAGCGGGGAUUCGCUACAAAAAUUCUACCGCAGGUCCUUUUUUUUUUUUCCCCUCUCUCCUCUCCCCUCCGUUCGGCUUUGUCCCUUAAGUUAACACGUGCAUACGAAUGCACGAAGUAAAAUAAGCGGAACGAAAUAACCGAGAGGAGGAGGACUUACACGCACACGUCUCUGUGGAUUAUUUCGGUGCAAGCGGGCAACUCGGUGCUGGACGCGGUUGCGUCCUCAAGGCCCCCCGUGGAGGUCACGGAUUUGGGAGGAGACGCGCGGGUGCCCGGUGAAGGUUGUGUGAAGGACGGCUCCUCUGCGUGGCCGCCGCCGCCGCCAUCGCCGCCGCCGUCGUCGCCGCUGUGGAUAAUCGGCAAGCGCGGAGCCAGGAAUACAAAAUUGCGCGCGACCGCCAUGAAGUUUGACCGUCUGCCGGUGGCGCUGGUGUCCCAGCGGGCUCGCGGCGGCCUGCGGGACGUGCGAGGUUAAGGCUCGUGCCAACAAACACCCCCCCCCACCACCACCAUCCACUCCGCGUGGUUCUCCACGCCGUUCCCUGUGACGGGCCGGACACUGCAGGAGCAGGAGCGGCAGCAGCGGCAGCGGCGGCAGCGGCGGCGGCGUCGGACCUCCUGUCUGCGUUCUCGGGAGAGGAUGAAACGCAGCGGCUGCGGGAGCGUGACCAAAGCCUGAAUUUAGCAUUGUUUCGCUCGACUGCUUUUAAACGCAGCCAGCGGCCUCGUUCUCAUCCCCCCCCCCCGUGCCCACUAUCGCUCGGUGCUGCAGCAGUUUGGCGGACAACGGCAAGCGCAGAUAAGUGGCUGCAUCGGUGCCCUGUUAAGGCACAGUCUCGAUCAUUAUUGUUCUUUUGAUUUUUUUCUUAAUGCAAGUGCUUUCACGUGGGUUUUUUUGUAAUCCGUCACAUGACGAUUGUGAAAUCCGAGCAUAUAUAUGUGUGUAGUCGCUCAAAUUGUCCGAUUAACCGUUUUAAUCUAAUUCCUAAAAUUAGCACGUAAAAUGUAAUAAUAUGUCAAGUUAGACAAUCUGCAAAUGAAGCGCAGUCGGUAGCAGGAGAACCGCUGACUGUGCUGCUAUGCAGAUUGGUCGUUAUGAAAGGAAUCGACGCUUUCUGUAAAUCUGGCUCAGCCUUGCUUUGUUUGCAAGCGAUCAGCCUUUGAUUCUGUGAGUUUUUCAGUUGUAAACCAUUUGCUGGUUAUGGCUAUAUCUUCUAUGAUUUACCACGUGCGGUAUUUUAUUAAAACUCUACUAAAUACUUAGCUGUACUAAAUCAUAUUGGUUUGUAUAGUUUGUAAAAAAAAAAGUCUAAUGAACACACAGGAAAGUCGGUACCUCUGAUAGGAGCGUUUUUUUUAAAAUUUUGCAAAAAAAUGCAACGUCCAAUUUACUUGUGUUUUACAAGUGCAGCUUCUGGAUAUUGAUUUAAUGGUUUUGUGAAAGGUGAUCACGAUCCGACCUUUCCUAAUUGAGAGUGAUCAAGUCCAGAGCGAUGGCGGUUCAUCGGUGUCUAUGAAAUAGGAAUAGUGUUUCUGGUCUCGCGGUCGCGACCCCCUUGGGUGGAGCCUCCGAGCGUGUUGCUUUCAAACUCAAAGUCCUCAAACGCCGCGGUCGAGCCACCUGACUGGGGGGGCUGGGUCGAAGUUGCAAACGCGCGCCGGGCCACAAUGGGCAACGUGCUCUCCUGCUGCGUGCGCUGGUCGUCCUCGCGACGGCCGGACCAAGAGGCCGUGUCCCUCUUGUCCAACGGGUCCCCGGCGCCAGCGUCCCCUCGCUACGGCUCGCCGGAGCACGCCACCGUUUUCCGCGAGUCCCCCGGGGGGAUCCUCAACUCCGGCUACGGCGGCGACGUCACGAACGGCGGGUGCGUCGUCGAGGGCCCCGCGUUUCACGGCGGGCGUCGGCUGAAGCGCGGCGUGCUGGGCGACUUCCCUCCGGAGUACGCGCUGCACGGCUCCUCGGACCUGCGAGGCUUUGUGGUUGGGGGCGGCUGCUGCCGGGAGGACUCCGCGUGCGCCGCCGCCGUCGCCGCUGGGCCGUGGGAGUGCGGCGUCUGCGGCGGCGACGGGGCGGGAGCCGGCGUCCUUGCGCGCGGCGGCGGCGGCUACGCGUGCGGCCCGGCCGCCCGCGUGUCCUUCACGGUGGGGACGGCCGACUGCGUUCGGCCCGCGAGUGGGGAGCAGGCUGCGGGAGGGCCGCUGGGGCGCAUGCCGGACGUGGUGCGGAGCGCCGCGUCGAGGAGGAGCGGCGGCGGCGGCGGCGGCGGCGGCGUUUUUCUGAGGGACACGAAUCCGUUCGUGGGCGACUCGUCACUCCGCCACCAGGAACCCGACCGGAUCUUGGCGCACGAAGAAAGUUGCUUUGACGACUACGAAGAGACGUUCUUCCACUCGCGCAGGCCUCCCGCGGAGCGCCAGAUGUCUCUGGGCCGAACGUCCCACGUGUACGGCGCCGCAAACCCCUUCUGCGGCGGCGCGGAGCUGCUGCCGCCCCCCCCGCACUGCUCCGGGGACGGCACGCAGCCGUGCUCGUACGGCAUGGCGGCCUCGGCACCGGAGUUUUCGCAGCCGCACGGCAUGGACCACUCGCAGGCGCUGCACUGCAGGAUGGAGUUUCGGAACGCGUCGCAUCGCGCGGUGGAGCACAAUCCCUUCGCGCAGAACAGCUACCAGGCGAUGCAGGAGUGGAGGCGAGCAUUUGAGAAUCCCCCCGUGAAAAAGUACGAGGCAUUCCUAAGUCCCACGGGUUACUGCGCCACGGGAGACCCGGGUUUUCUCGGAGAUCAGAACAUGAGCCGUCCUCAAAAAUCCGCCGUGAACGCCGCCGACAUGCAGUCCUGUGGCUUCUUUGACCCAGCAUGCUGUCAGAUGAAUCAGCAUUGCCACGGCGGCUUCGGCUGCAUCAACAAAGAUCAGGACGGGGGAGGAAGCUGCUACGAGGGGCGGCCGCCCGACUCGUGCGGCGGCCAGAGCCACUGUUGCGAGGGCGCCGCGUUCGCGCGGGCGUCGAGCGCCGCGCCUCGGUCGGACCCGGCGACGGCGUACUCGCGCGACGGCUCCGCCGUCUUUUGUGACGCCGCGCAGGGGGGCUUCGAACCGUGCUCUGCCGACGACGAUUGCCGGCGCAGAUCCUACAAGGGCGGCGGCGACUCGUUGGAGGGGAGGGCGCCGUUCGAGGGCGACGACGACGACGACGACGACGUCCUGGGCGACGACGCCGCCGCCGCCGCCGAGGACUUGGACCCGGCUCGCUGCGGCCACUGGCAGGUCUGCCCCAGCGUGCAGCAGCAGUGUCCCACGGCAAGGUGCCAGCGCGACGACGCGCGCGUGCCUCGCCUCGCCACGCCGCUGGCGAAGAAGACGGGUGGCUUCGCGGGAGGCCCGGUCCUUGGGGGCCACGCGGCGACCGCGGCGGCGUCGGUGGCGGGCGGGGACGCUUUGCCGGGCCUGGUCGGGUCGCAGCGCGACGGGUGGCGGCGCGUUUCUUCGGCGCCCUCGUUGGCGGACGCCUCGGUGGGGGCGGCGGCGGCGGCGGCGGCUCGGGACGGCCGCCGCCGCUCUCCCGCCCGCUCGGACGCGGCGCAGCCAUCUCUGCUGCCACCUGCAGGGGGCAAGGCCAAGAGGAAGCGGAAGAGAAGGCGGGCAGCCUCUUACAGGAAAGCUCACGGAGAGGACGAGGCGCUCGCGAAUGGGGGGGCGCCGGCUCCCGGCGGCGUGGGGGGUGGUGCCCUGGACGCGGGCGCCAGCGCGGCCCAGCCUGACGACCCGGCUCCGGAGUGCGUCUUCACCCUCAAGAUCCACGUGCCCGGAUCGGAGCCCUUCGAGCUGCAGGUGUCGUCGCAGGAGCUGGUGCAGGACAUCCAGCAGGUUCUGAUGGACCGCGAGGAGAGUUGCCACCGCACGUGCUUCUCGCUGCAGCUGGAUGGCGCCGCGCUCGACGCCUACUCGGAGCUGCGCGCCGUCGAGGGGCUGGGCGAGGGCUGCCUGCUGCGCGUCGUCGAGGAGCCGUACACGAUCCGGGAGGUGCGCAUCCACCUGCGUCACGUGCGCGACCUCCUCAAGAGCACCGACCUCUCGGACGCCUACAACGGGCAGGACGGCGUCUCGCUCUCCUUCCUCAACGCCGUCACCGACGGGGACGUGGCCGCGGAAGGCGUGCGUCGCAAGCGCCGCCCAGGCUUGGAGCAGGCGGGCUCCGAGUCCGUGGACUGCACCCCUCCCGAGUACAUCCUUCCGGGCUCGCGGGAACGCCUGCUGUGCCCCCUGCAGCCGCUGCCCCGAGACUACAAGCCCCUGCAGUGCCUGAAGGUGCUGACGACGAGCGGCUGGAACCCCCCGCCGGGGAACCGCCGCAUGCACGGAGACCUCAUGUACCUGUACGUGGUGACGGCUGAGGACCGCCACGUGAGCAUCACCGCCUCCACUCGCGGAUUCUACCUCAACCAGUCCACGGCGGAGGUGUUCAACCCGAAGGCAGCGUCCCCCAGCCACCUGUCCCACUCGCUGGUGGAGCUGCUGGCGCUCAUCAGCCCCACGUUCAAGAAGAACUUCGCCAUCCUGCAGAAGAAACGGGUGCAGAGGCACCCGCUGGAGCGCAUGGCCACGCCGUUCCAGGUGUACAGCUGGACGGCCCCGCAGCUGGAGCACACGGUGGACUGCGUGCGAGCGGAGGAGGCCUACACCUCCCGCCUGGGCUACGAGGAGCACAUCCCGGGUCAGACACGCGACUGGAACGAGGAAAUCCAAGCGACGCGAGAGCUUCCUCACAAGAACCUGACCGAACGAUUGCUGAGAGACCGCGCCAUCUUCAAGGUUCAGAGCGACUUCACGGCGGCGGCGGCGCGCGGCGCCAUGGCGGUGGCGGACGGCAACGUGAUGGCCAUCAACCCCGGGGAGGACGCGCGCACGCAGAUGUUCCUGUGGAACAACAUCUUCUUCAGCCUGGGCUUCGACGUGCGCGACCACUACAAGGCGGUGGGCGGCGACGCGGCGGCGCACGUGGCCCCGGCCCUGGACCUGGCUGGCGUGCGCGCCGUGUCGGCCCUGGACCCCGAGGGGCUGCACGUGCUGGCGACGGCGCUGGUGGACUACCGCGGCUACCGCGUGACGGCGCAGUCGGUGAUCCCCGGCAUCCUGGAGCGCGAGCAGGAGCAGGCCAUCGCCUACGGCUCCCUCGACUUCGGCGCCACCGUCGCCUGCUCCUCGUCGUCCGGCAAGCUCACGACGGCCGCCACCACGCGCAAGUUCACCACGCUGCUUGAGCGCGUCGCCAAGCCGCUGCACAUCCUGCGCCACAAGGUUCUCAACGAGAAAGACGAGGCCGUGGAGCUGUGCUCCUCCGUGGAGUGCAAGGGCAUCGUGGGUAACGACGGCCGCCACUACAUCCUGGACCUGAUCCGCACCUUCCCCCCCGACGCCAACUUCCUGCCGAUGGCCAUGGCCGAGGCCACGGACGACGUCCGAGCCGCGGAGAGCGACGGCGGGGAGACGGGGGCGGCGCAGGAGGAGCAGGGGAAGAAGAAGGAGGAGGAUCAGGAGGAGGAGCAGGGGAAGAAGAAGAAGGAGGAGGAGGUUCCAUUCCCGGAGGUGUGCACGAGCCUCGGCUUCCCAAGGACGCAUCGACACCGCCUGCCCUGCCUGCGUCACGAGCUCGUGGAUGCCUUCGUACAGAGCAAGCACCAGCAGUUCAUGCACCUCGCCAUCUCGCAGCACAAGGCGCUCAAGAAGGAAGGCGCAGACGAGGCCCAGGGCACCGACGAUGCGGAGGUGAACGGCCAUGACGUGAUGCGCAACGCGUGCCGAGCUGUGGGCUCUGUCAACGACGCGUUCUUCGACAUCCGCUUCAACCCCGACGUCUUCACCCCCACCGUGCGCUUCCCGGAGUCGGAGCGCGAGUCCGUUCAGCACCAGAAGCGGCUGCUGUUCGAGGCGGCUGCCUUCCUCGUCUCUGUGCAGAUGCCGGCGUUUCUGAAGGACUGCAUGGAGCAGCUGGUGGUGCCCAUGGACGGCUCCACGCUGGUGGAGGCUCUGCACCGGCGUGGGAUCGGGCUGCGCUACCUGGGCACGCUCGCCCGGAUGAUCACCGGCCUACCCGACGCUCACAAGAUCUCCUACCUCCACAGCCUGGUCAUCGUGGAGAUAAUCACGAGGUCGGCCAAGCAUCUUCUCAGGACCUACCUGCAGAACACUGACCUGUCGGGUCUCUCCAUCGCCGUUGCUCACUUCCUCAACUGCUUCCUGAGCGCCUGCUCCAACCCCGGAGCCCUCUCCUCCUCCUCCUCCUCUUUGUCUUCCUCGUCGGGCACCGCAGCCCUGGGCGCCGGGGGUGCGGGAACCGCGAACAACAACAACUCCUCCGCGUCGAACGCGCAGGCCUCCGAGGACGCGGCGUCGUCGGCGCCCAAGGGCAAGCGGCGUGGUCGGCGGCGCAACCAGCGCGGGGGUCACGGCGCGGGCACGGACAGCGGCAGCUGGGCCGCGCUGUCCCCCCAGCAGCUGUGGAAGAGCAUCCGCACGGAGGCGCGCGAGUACUACGCCAUCGACCUCGAGUGUGAUGGCGUGGACCAGGCCCUGGAGAAGUACGGAAUCCAGAAGCUCGCGCUCCUGCGGGAGAUCUGUCUCAAGGGGGGCAUCCAGGUGCUGCUCCGGGAGUACAACUUCGAGGGGCGGCACAAGGCGACCUUCACGGAGGAGGACAUCCUCAACAUGUUCCCGGUGGUGAAGCACCUGGACGCGCGCGCCACGGACGCGCAGCGAAUCUUCCAGACCGCCCAGGCGCACAUACAGCAGGGCUUCUUCAAGGAGGGCUGCACGCAGCUGGGAGAGGCGCUGAACCUCUACAACGGCGUGUACGGCGCGCUGCACGCCGAGAUCAUCGCCUGCCUGCGUCUCCUCGCACGCCUACACUACAUCCUGGGCGACCACGGAGAGGCUCUGAGCUGCCAGGAGAAAGCCACCAUGAUGAGCGAGCGAGUCCUCGGCAUCGACAGCCCGUACACCAUCCAGGAAUACAUGAACUUUGCCCUCUACUGCUUCACGAACGCGCACAUCUCGGCCGCGCUGAAGCUCCUCUACCGCGGGCGCUACCUCGCGCUGCUGCUCGUGGGAGAGGAUCACCCGCAGAUGGCCGUCUUCGACAGUAACAUCGGGCUGAUGCUGCACGGGGUGAGCGAGUACGAGCUGGCGCUGCGCUUUCUCGAGAAGGCGCACGGCACCAACGUCAAGUACGCCGGCGGCAAGUGCCUCCGCGCCGCACUCAGCCACCACCUGCUGGCACGCGUCUUCUCAAGCAAGGGAGACUUCCGCUCGGCGCUGCAGCACGAGAAGGAGACGUACACCAUCUACAAGGCGCAGUUCGGGGACGUGCACGAGAAGACCGUGGGCAGCUCCGAGUACCUGAAGCACCUGACCCAGCAGGCGGUGGCUCUGCAGAGAACCAUGAACGAGAUUUACAAGAACGGGGCCAAGCCCAGCAUCGCGCCCCCGCAGAUCUCGGCGCCGAGCAUGCAGAACAUCCUGGAGCUGCUCAACGCCGUCAACGGGAUCGUACUGCCCACGCUCGGGCGGGACGACAUCAUUAAGCUGAAGGCCGAGGUGCAGCAGCUGGAGGCGAUGGUGACCUCGCACAAGCAGGCCUUCUCGGAGAAGGGCUUCGUGAUGCCGGAAGGCGAAGUGGCCGAUGGCGACGACGACGCCGCGGCCGCCGCCACCUCCUCGGCGGAGGCCGCAGCCAACGGAGUGGCGGCCGCCAACGGAGACUCCCAUGAGCCCGAGCGGUCGGAGCAAGACGAGGACGUCCAGACGGCAGAGGCAUCCGCCGCGAACAGCUAAAAACGCACGUUUUAUAAUUAUUUAAAAUAAUCCCCCCCCGAAAAAAAAUACAAAUACCAACGAUGUGUAUAGCAGAAUUUGCGGAGGGCCCAAGUGGUGUGUGUGAGAGAGAGAGAUAGUGAAGUGUGCGUGCCCGAGGGCUUUUUCUUUGUUUAUUUUUGUUUGUUAGAUUUAGCAAGCGGCACUUGUUGAAAUGCUUUGGCCGAGGCGCCAGCCAUUAAAUACAAUGAAAUGAUAACGAUCGUGUUAUAUGAAAGAAAAAAAAGCCUUUAAUUUAAAAGAUUAAGCAGCAACAAAAACCCGCUGUCAUAUCUUGCCGAUGUUGCUAAUUGCUACGAAUAAUUACUUGGUGAUGGAAUCCUUAUACUUUUGUAUGUGCUGGAGCGAAUUUAAAAACCUUAAUGGCUUUAAUUAACAUACCUUUAUGUAUGUAUGUAUGUUGAACUUCUUUUGCACCGCACAUGGCCAACCGUGCUAAUCGGAGGUCCGGUGGAUGGACAACAAACUAAACCCAGAGCAGUUCUAAAGAAAUUAGUUUUCAAUGUAUCAGCUGCUAGGCAGUGGUUAAACAUUUGAACUGAAUUGCAGGCUUCUGUGAGUGGUGUGGGCUCUUUAUAUGUGUCGUCGUUGCUUGAAAAAUUCCGGUCUUCGCUAACGGACUUAAAGUCCGGAUGCUUGCUUGCUUACUUGGAAAAAAAAAAAGCUUAAUCGCAAGUAGAAUUUAAAAACUGAUAUAAUAAUGUUAAAAUCAACUGUUGAGCCCAUUGGGUAUAUACAAUUGAAUUUACGGCAACACGCAAGGACCGUAUCAAGAGUAAAAAAAAUCGAAGAGUUGUCGUUACAUCACUUACAUCGCGCAGAGUCGAACGUUUCGGGGUGGAUGUUUGCGAUUUAAAAUGUUGAAGUCAAAACAUUGUAUUUUUUGAUACAGAUCAAAUCACCAUUUGCAAAUAUGAAACGAUACCAAGAAUUAAGCGUCGCGUGAAUACUGAUGUCAACAAUCGAGCACAGUUCGGUUUAGAUGCCGUCUCCCCAAGUACGUGAUUGCUGAAGCGUUAGUUCUGUCACCGCUGCCGCGGAUGCCUCCAAGUGCUCAAAUGAUGGGGGGGGGGGGGGUGGUGGUGGUGCGCGACUGCUGUUGUGCUCCCUGCGUGGAGCAUGGUGGAACGUGUGACCCCUUGAGCUCGAUGUGACGCGUAAAAAAGUUUCCAAACACAACGGCCGUACGUACGUGUAAAUGGGUCUUCCCCGCCCGCCUGAACUGCACGCGUUCAAGAAAUGUACUCGAACGUAAUUCGCUUCGGGGUCGAGGGGCGCGCGUGCGACCUUGAGGAUGAAGGCAAGCGGUUGAACGUGGACACCUUUUGCCGUAAAAUUGCCCAACUCGUUAAGGGGUUAUACACCCGCAAACGAUUACCCAAAUCCGUUGACUUCCAAAUGAUACUUUCUCCACACCCACCAGUGAUCACCUUUUCCGUUUGUGUACUGAUAAUCAGACCCGCGCACAAGUUACCAUUCGUAUAAUCCUGCUGUGUAUGUACAUUGCACACGCAAAGUCAUUCUCCUGUUCACAGGCAAGUACAAGUCAAAAACAGAUGGGCCCCAUGGGUCACAUUUGUUUCCUGGGUCUAAAAAAGAAAUCUUAUUUAUAAAGGAAAGUUCAGGAGCACCUGAAUCUCGGGGGGGGGGGGGGGUGCCUCCAGAGUGCCGGCGCAUCACAAUUGACAUCUCCGGAAAGAGUGUUGCGUUAUGAGGAAGCCCAGCAGGCCUUGUGGAGUGCGGCGAGUGUCGCGAGGAGCCGUUGGGUACAGCGGAGGUGUGUGGAGCGGGGGGUGGGGGUUAUCCGUCCGUGCGUGUCAAGUUGUGGGCUGGCCACUAACCCCCCCCCCCGCCCAGGUGUGUAAUGUUCUGUCUCACGUGGUGUGGCUGAGCCCGUGCUAAUAAUGAAUAAAGUGGUGUGGGUCACGGCUACACGCGUACUCUGCUUGGGCUUGGCUUCACCGCGAAGGUGGCAGACGCCGCUUAGCAUGAGGUCCCAUUUGCCUGCAUUCACGUUGCCAGUUUGAAAUGCACGUGUACAUAAUAGGGGGGGGAUGCCCCUAUUUUGCCCCCCAACCCCUAACGAUCGCCACGAUGGCUACAAGAGCAGUAAUAUCUCCCACCGCCUCUUCCCCCCCCCCCCCCCCCGGAAAUUUGUACGAGUUUUCACGAUCAAAUGCCCAAGCUGCCGUUUCACAAUCGGUUAUGUAUUUUUUGUCCUGUUUUAUUUUUACUGAUGAGUUUGCAAAUUGUUUCAUCUUUACAGUGCUCAUCGUCGCGCGAGCACAACUGCAAGCGUCACAGCGUAUCGUUUUUUUACGUCAUCCUUAAAUCGGAGCAUUUGCUCUCUUUCGCACGCCCACGAUUCGGCGCGUGAAUCGUGAGCUUUUUGACCAGUGGUUUUCAAAGUGGUGGUCACCCCCACCAGCAGGGUGCCCUCCAGGUGGGUCCUCCAGGUGGGUCCUCCAGGUGGGCCCUCCAGGUGGGCCCUCCAGGUGGGCCCUCCAGGUGGGCCCUCCAGGUGGGCCCUCCAGGUGGGCCCUCCAGGUGGGCCCUCCAGGUGGGCCCUCCAGGUGGGUCCUCCAGGUGGGUCCUCCAGGUGGGCCCUCCAGGUGGGCCCUCCAGGUGGGCCCUCCAGGUGGGCCCUCCAGGUGGGCCCUCCAGGUGGGCCCUCCAGGUGGGCCCUCCAGGUGGGUCCGCGUUGGCUGUGAUGCAAGGCGCAGCUCGAGCCGGUCAAUAAUGACGGAGUUCAUUACCUUUUAUUUUUAUUUUGGACGUUAAUAUUUUACUUAAUGAAAAAAAUGGAACUUGGGAUAAACUUACCCUGCUUUUGAACUACCCUAACCCUAAGAUAUAAAUGGCCACCCCAAAAAAAAAACCGCUAUAGCUUUGGUUUCUUUUUGUUCCGGUAAUAUAAAUCGCUUUUGUAUUACUAGCAUUGUCACCAGGGGUGAUGGUUGGGUGGGGGGGUCCGGGGGCUGGGAUGGUCCGUGGGGAAUGUGUGCGUCGGCUGAGUGGACCACGGGCCAAAAAUCACCGUUGAAGAAUACAUGUGAACGAGGCGGGGCGGGGGGGGGUGCCACGUUGAACGAGGUCGAACGAAAACAGAACAUGCCACACGCCUGGUGAGCGACAGCGCUGGUUCCGUUCACACUCGCGAGUUCGGCUCGCCUCGGCCUCCACGUCCCCCCAGGCUGCUUGGGGCGGCUGCUGUUGCUGAUAUUUCGUCCUCCCUUCUCCCCCCAGUUCGCUUCCAAUGUGGGAUUUGGCCACCAGGCCCUCCCCGGUACGGCCAGCGGUGAGGCCACGUGUUAUAUAUAUCCCCACGUCUAUAAUCUUCGGUGCGGUGUCAACGCUGCGAUGCGACGCGAUUUCGCAAAUGUCUGUCCACGUAUUUUGUUCAGGGUCUCUCUUUCUCCCCCCCCCCCCUCAAGUCUCUGCCGACGUUCACAAAACUGUUCGUUGGCUUCCUGGCACUUCGACUUGCACACUUGCACAUCUGCACGCGUAAACGUGCCCACGGUGUGCACGUGCAGCACGCCGGAACCUCGAGGGCUAGUUUUGAACGAGGGCACACUUGGUAACGGGUUAUCGGGCUUAUUUCUUCAGACACCUGAAUGUUAUCGCGUCUGUGUUUAUGGGGCUGAUGGUUUGUGGGUGUUGGCUGUGGCUACUGAUGUAAUGGGGUGUUGCUUUUUUUCCCUCCACCGUGCGAAAAAUUGGGUGAAUAUUUUUGUUUUUUUAAGGGGGCUGAUAUUUGGGUAUAAUGUUGGCGAAGCGGCGCAAGGAAUCGGAACGGGGCGUGGGUGGCGGUGCGGAGGUCGAUCACGGGGAGGGGGGGGGGUCCCCCCUUCCAGUGAACAUGUCCACACACAGGGUGGGUUCUGCUCGACACGGCUAAUUGAGAGCACCAGUUUGUCGUCACUGCUGCAGCCAAUAGAGAAACUUUUCUACCCAUACGGGAAGAGGGGAGGGGAGGGGAGACUUUAAUUUCGACUGUGGCGAGGGACACCUUUGUGUGCGUUCGACGGGCUUGGUAGAGGGAGAGAGAGAGAGAGACGCGGGGUUGUGCACGUCUCUCAUAGCUUAAAAGCAAAGAAACGUGAGCAUUUUUUUUCUGAUUUUGCAAUGAGAUGAGGUUUUGGUGGUGGUGGUGGUGUAUUUUUUGUGCGUGGAAUUGGGGUCUUAACGGCAAAGCGGUGUGAGGCCCUGGAGCAGCAUUGGAAGCGGUUGAACCACAUCCCCAAGGGGAACCGGGGGCGUGGUGGGGCUGGGAGGUGACUGUGGCAUCGUAGGUUUCUCGUGUCGCGUCGGGGAACACUUGCAGCUGCUGCGACGCAAGCUGCUCACUCCCGCAAAGCUGUAAAUGCUCUCUGAUGGGUGCAUUGUCCUUGUACUGUUCGCCUUUUGGCGUUCUCUGGUCCGACGCUGGUAUUUGAGACACUAGGCCACAAAUAAGGCUCUUUGCUGUCUCUGUAUGCCAAUCGGUUUCACAGACUGCGAAGAUUAUCAGAGCAAUGUUUGUUUGCAUGUGCGUGUGGUGGAUGCAGACUUGGUUUAUUUGUGCUGUUUGAACAUCUUGACACCUGUUUUAUUGCCAGAAAGGGUAAAACUUAUAAUUUUUUUCUUACUUUGAUACUGGCAAAAAAAGGUCCCAUGAUACUUGCAGGUUGUGUACGCAACAAAAAAAACUAAAUAAUUGUGCGGCUUGACUACCCCACCCCUCUUCAUUAUCACGCCCAGAGGAGUUUGAAAAAAUAGUGUGACUGAUGUUUUUGCGUGUGAUUUUUUUUGUUUGUUUUGUAAAUGUCUUUUUAUUUUCCCGAUGUCUCAUCUGAUGCUGGGGCCAUGCGGUCUGCCCCACGUGGAUUUGAAACCCUAUCGCCCACAGGGAGGCGCUAAGUAAGCAUUUAUUGGUCGUGUUUGUCCCUUCAAUAAACGAACGGCAUGCGUGUCCACGACCACGAGGCCCUAUGAGCGCUCCAUUAUGACCGCAGUGGCACCAAACAGCGAAUGCGUAUUAGAGGUGUUUCUGGUCGUGCUUCCCCAUAAUAUUCAAACAGUGAGCGCUGGUAUCCUCCGAAGAAAUCCCAACGAGAAUCUGCUUGGACGAGCAAUGGGAUGUGCGCUCGUCGUGGUGGUGUGAAUUCCAUGUUCCCAUGCCGGGAUCGGCGGGUGGGGUGUGGUCAGCCUUGACACCAAGGACAACUCGCGUUCGACUCUCCACAGAGUGGUUCUCAUUGAGCCCUGAAGCUGCACCGACACCACGUUUUGCCACGCUGAAGUCGGUCCUCGCAACCCCAACCACGUUACGCCUCUCCUGCAUUGUGGUUGUUUCCAUCUUUCUCAAUCACAAGUUGCCAUUUACACGCCUGCACGCCUCCUGAUGAUUGUCCAAACGCGUCCCCACUCCCCGGCAUGUCUUAGAGAGGGAGGGAGCCCUUGGUUUGAAUCGGCGCUCGCUGCACGUUCUGACUGCAUUGUUAACUAUUUUGUAGUUUGAGCGCAGAGGAGAAUUGUGACCAUAGCGAAAGGUGACCCGUGGUGGCGGACUGUACUUUCGUGAACUUGGACCCUAUACUCGAGCAAAGCCUAGUGGAUUCAUUUCCUUCACUUUGGCUCCUUUAGGAGAAAAUACGAUCGGUGGAAAUCGCCAUCAUCAUCAUCCUACCAUGAGAUAAUCCCAGCUGGGGCUACUCACUUGGGACUGCAGAGGCCCCCCCCUCCCCCCAUGAGCUGUGUCGACCUCCAGGCAUCCUAUCCCCACAAGCCGUCUCUUCGUCAUCAUCUUCAUCUUUUUUAAGGCGUUCGAACGUGAUGAAAUGCAAAGCUUCCGAGCGCCACCGCACAUUGGUAGUGGCUCUACUCUCGUCUGCGUUCUGGGCUGCGCUCUCAAACGUCGGUCAGUCCUCGCUCCCACGUGCGCGCAAGCGGUUCGCGUUUACCAAUCAUCAGGCGCGUGCGUGCGUGCGCGCGCGCUCGCGACGCGUCGGCGGCUUGCAACCCGGAUCUAAAUUGGGGAGCUGAGCAAGCCCCCCCCCUCCCCCCCCGCAUGAGGCGCCGCAGUGUUGACCAAACACGAGGACGGAAUGCCCCGUGUCGACAAUAAAUUGUGCGCGCGCGUGCGCAAAGAAAA
Petromyzon marinus (sea lamprey) is the source of this 15433-nucleotide messenger RNA. The record is from RefSeq and is a predicted model, not a curated record. Lineage: Eukaryota; Metazoa; Chordata; Hyperoartia; Petromyzontiformes; Petromyzontidae.